This is a messenger RNA of Amaranthus tricolor (Joseph's coat), 2213 nucleotides long. Its product is annotated as IRK-interacting protein. The record is from RefSeq and is a predicted model, not a curated record. The coding region runs from base 307 to 1995 and encodes 562 amino acids. NCBI's taxonomy places the organism in Eukaryota, Viridiplantae, Streptophyta, Magnoliopsida, Caryophyllales, Amaranthaceae. The transcript is spliced from 2 exons.
ACACCCUUUUAAGUGAAACAUAUAAUACAAAUCCAAAUCAGUAGAGAAAACAAAACAAUAGAAUACAAUAUAACUUACAAGCAAUCCUCUUCUUUUUUCUCUUCUAUGGCUCUCCAACUUCCUUGAAAAGAUAUGAUUUUCUCCAUCCUUUUAACACAAAAACAAAAACCCAAUUUCAUAUCUCCCUAAAUUUGAUUACCCUUUUUUCUUUCAUUCCUUCUCUUAACAAAAAUGAUAAACCUUUUCUUUCUCUAAUCCCCAAAAAAGUUCAUCAAAAAACAGAGUAAUCCUCUGUUUAUUGUGUUAAUGGAAGCAAUGAAAAGUGUUAAUGGGGAUGGUGGGAAUAUAAGUAGGGAAGAAUUACAAGCAGCCAUUGCUAAAGCUGUAGAACUUAGAGCUCUUCAUGCUGCUUUAAUGCAAGGAAAUAAUAAUAACAACAGUCCUUCUCAUUUUAAACAUCUAUCUGCUACUUCUCCUCCUUUCCCUUCUCAUUCUCGUCCUUCCUCUCAGUUUUCUGGCCAUGAUUAUCCUGUUUUCACUCCUAGUUAUGAAGAUGAGCCUUUACCAGGCUAUGGACACAUCCAAUUAGCAACCCAAACAAUAAGUGAAAGUUGGGAAGAAAGUGGGAAUCAAAAUGGUGUUCCAUCAGGCUUAUUACCAAACUUAGAUCACAACCAAUUAUGCACUGCAGAUGACACUAAAUCAGUAACAAGCUCCUGCACAAAUCACCUCACAUUCCUACAAAAUUCUCCAGGCACCGAAAUUUACAAGUCGCGAAGAAGAAACAGUUUAGGAGACUUAAAAUCGGUAUCAUCCUGCAACCAGUGUAAGCCUGCAAGCAUAAGUACUGAUAAUGAUAACAGAAGUACUACCAAUUGUAAGUACUCUAACAUUGUAGUGCCCUUAACCGAUUCUCAUAUAACCGGCUCUCAUCAUAGGAAAUCUCGAGGUAUGAUUCUUUCGUGGUUGUUUAAACGAAGGCAAAAGAAUGAAAAUUGCUCACCAGUAAGAACAGAUCAAUCCGAAGAAGUAUCCCAAGUUGUUAAGGAUUUAGGGAAUGUAUCGAUUGAAGCGUUGAAAAAAGAGUUGAUUGACGCGAAUCAUAAGAAAGACGCAGCAUUAUUGGAAGUUUCCGAGGUUAGAUCUUCAUUCAGGGAGUUAAGGAAGAAACUCGAGAAUCUCGAGUCUUACUGUGAGGAGUUAAAGAAGGCCCUUAAACAAGCUGUUUCGAAACGCGAUAAAUUGGGUGAUUACAAGAAAAACGUCGAUGAUUUUAUGCCAGUGAGUGAAGAUGUAAUGAUAGAAGGGUUUUUACAGAUCGUUUCAGAAGCAAGAUUAUCGGUUAAACAAUUCUGCAAGACUUUAAUCGAGCAAAUCGAGCAGAGUGAUGAACAACUUACCGAGAAUAUAAACGUGCUGUUAAAACCCUAUAAACUGUCGUUAAAUUCGAGGUAUUCUAAACCCAUUUUCUACCAUUUAGAGGCGAUUAUAAACCAAGCAUUCUACCAAGAUUUCGAGAAUUGUAUUUUUCAGAAAAAUGGUAUGCCUAAAUUACUUGAUCCUCACCAACAAAGACUAGCACAGUUUCAGUCUUUUGCUUCUUUAAGGAAUUUGAGUUGGAAUGAAGUAUUAAAGAAAGGUACUAAGUAUUACAGUGAAGAAUUCAGUAAAUUUUGUGACCAGAAAAUGAACUGCAUUAUAAUGACACUAAAUUGGACUAGACCCUGGUCUGAAACCCUACUACAGUCUUUUUUUGUUGCGGCUAAAUGUAUUUGGUUGCUUCAUUUGCUUGCGUUUUCUUUUUACCCGGCAGUAAAUAUCCUAAGAGUCGACGAGAACAGACCUUUUGAGUCGCCUUAUAUGGAAGAUAUCGUAAGCGAUAAACAGAAGGGACACGGGCCAAGUCGGGUUAAGGUCAUGGUUAUGCCAGGCUUUUAUGUGCAAGAUAAGGUUUUAAGGUGUAAGGUUCUUUGCAGGUAUAAAUCUGUAGUAUAAUUAUUUAUGAAAAAUUUAUUUUUAUAAAUAUUUUGAUUUUAGUAAUUAAUUUGAUUGAGGAUAUUAAUUAGAGGGUUUUUUUUUAUUGUAAUGCAAGUAAACAAUUGGUAGAUUUUUAGUUGAUUUGUUGUGUAUUAUUUCUGAAGGCUUUCAGUAGUUGUAAAGUAAAUGGUGUAUGAUUCUUUCUUGCAUUAUAUAAGUAGUCUGGUUUAAGUUUU